AUGCCGCCCCCGCACCACGCCUCUGACACGAGGGCGUUGCGUACUACCACACUGUGGCUGCUCCUCUUCCUAGUGCUGCAGCCCAGCGCUGCUUUAGCACAGCACGAAGAGGAUCCGGAGCAGAAUGAAAAUAAUGUCAUCGAUUCGUGGUUUGGUCCAGAUCUCAGGCUAAUGUACAAGGUGGUGUCGGAAUGCAGCCGCCACUCCGACCUAUGGUUGUGCCUCAAGCUGAAGGCGCUGUGGACGCUGGAGCGCGCGAGGACCGCGGCCGGCCCACUGCCGCUCACCAGCUACCUGUCGCUGGCUCCGGACCCGGCGGACGCAGAAUCCGAGGCCUCAGACGCGCCGCCGCCUCCAGACACCGAGGCUCAGCUGGAGGAGCAGCUACCGCGGGAUCUAGACCAGAAGCAGGCGCGGGUCGACGCCCUGCUGGUGCAGAGCGCUGACCGCCUGUUGCGAUCGCGCGCCCUGCAGAUCACUCUACCGGCGAGCGUCUUUGAAGGCAGGGGCAAGAAGAAGGACAAGUACGGCGGCAUGCUGCUGGCGGCAGGGGCGGCAAUGGCGGGCAUGUUCCUGCAGGUGGCCAUGGGCAAGAUCGCGCUGCUGGCGGGCAAGGCGCUGCUCGUCGCCAAGGUGGCGCUCGUGCUCUCCACCGUCAUCGGCCUCAAGAAGCUCGUGGGCGGCGGCGGUGGCGGCGGCGGCGGCGGGGGUGGCGACCACCAGGUGAUCUACGCAGCCGAUGGCCACGGCGGUGGUGGUGGCGGGUGGAGGCGGCGGAGCUUCGGUGAGGACCCCCACGUGCUGGCGUACAGCGCCCACGAGCCAGACGGACCAGGCGGCGACGAGGAGCGACGGGAAGAUGGGCUCGCUGAUGAUAAUGUGGAAGAUGACGUGGCUGGCGACGCCGAUGGUGGCAUGGCUUCUGAUGUGGAAGGUGACCAUGAUCGGAACAACAGCGUGAGCUAA
This is a messenger RNA of Schistocerca americana (American grasshopper), 966 nucleotides long. RefSeq lists its product as uncharacterized. The transcript is spliced from 4 exons. NCBI's taxonomy places the organism in Eukaryota, Metazoa, Arthropoda, Insecta, Orthoptera, Acrididae. The coding region runs from base 1 to 966 and encodes 321 amino acids. The record is from RefSeq and is a predicted model, not a curated record.